Molecule: messenger RNA, 1199 nt
Organism: Acanthoscelides obtectus
Lineage: Eukaryota; Metazoa; Arthropoda; Insecta; Coleoptera; Chrysomelidae
Source: the annotation of a GenBank genome assembly
CCUGUACUAAAGAUGGCGUUUGGAAAUACUCGUCUAUUAUAUCAUUACUUGCUCUCAGAAACAAUAUUAGCAGUCCACUUCUAUACGCAAUUUGAGGUUAUGCAUUUUUGUUUACUGGGAAAAGUUUUCAGGUCAUAAUUUCUUUUGUAAAAAUGAAGAUGAAGCCGUAUCAAGAAAAGAUAGAACAGCUCCAAAACUACUUCAAAUCCCAUAAUAAGUCUAAGGAAUAUAUAGGACACUCUUCUAAAGUUCAUUCAGUAGGUUGGAGCUGCGAUGGUCGGAAACUGGCUUCAGGGUCUUUCGACAAGUCUGUUUGUGUUUAUACUUUAGAUCGAGAUCGGUUGAAUAAAGAACAUGUAUUCAAAGGUCCAGAGGGACACAGCGGUUCAGUAGAUCAACUAUGCUGGCAUCAAACUCAUCCAGACCUACUAAGCACUGCUAGUGGUGACAAAUCUGUGAAGAUCUGGGAUACCAGAGUCCAAAAAUGUGUAGCAACAAUAAAAACCAAAGGAGAAAACAUAAAUAUUACCUGGUCACCUAAUGGUAAUGCUAUAGCUGUUGGGAAUAAGGAGGAUCUAGUGACAUUUAUCGAUGCUAGGACACACAAAAUUGAAGCUGAAGAACAAUUUAAUUUUGAAGUGAAUGAAAUCUCAUGGAAUAAUACUAGUGACUUGUUUUUCCUAACAAAUGGGCAAGGCUGUGUUCAUAUUUUAAGUUACCCAGAUCUCAAAAGGCAACAUAUUUUGAAAGCUCAUCCAGGAACUUGCAUCUGUAUUGAAUUUGAUCCUACAGGGAAAUAUUUUGCUAUAGGAAGUGCAGAUGCCUUGGUUUCAUUGUGGGACAUCAAUGAGCUAGCUUGUCAAAGAGUUUUCACAAGGAUGGACUGGCCUGUGAGAACGAUUUCCUUCAGCUACGAUGGUCAAUUGCUGGCAUCGGCUUCAGAAGAUCUGAUCAUAGACAUUGGUUUUGUGGAAACUGGUGACAAAGUAGCAGACAUUUCUGUGGAAGCAGCAACGUUCACAGUGGCCUGGCAUCCUUCUCAACAUCUUUUGGCAUAUGCAUGUGAUGACAAAGACAGUUAUGACAGGAAGAGAGAUGCUGGAAGUUUAAAAGUUUGGGGGUUUCCCUCUGAUUGAGAGUGUUGAGAUUUGUGUGUUUUUAUAAUUAACAAAUAAAAUUAUAUAUUAGCAGGUAUGUGA